Molecule: messenger RNA, 864 nt
Organism: Entrophospora candida
Lineage: Eukaryota; Fungi; Glomeromycota; Glomeromycetes; Entrophosporales; Entrophosporaceae
Source: the annotation of a GenBank genome assembly
AUGUUUUUUACCGUAUCGAUCUUAAAUAAUGCUGCAUUGGGCUAUGAAAUAUCUUUGCCAUUUCAUAUCAUUUUCCGAAGUGGUGGAUUAAUAGUUAGUAUGAUUUUAGGUUGGGCUUUAGUUGGUAAAAGAUAUGCGCUCACACAAAUUGUGGCAGUAAUCAUGAUAACUUUUGGUGUUGUAUUCGCUACAUUAAGUUCUGCAAACAAUCAAUUAGUGGAAGAUAAAAAUUCUGGUUUUACAGCUGACUAUAUAUUUGGAAUAAUGAUUCUUACAGUUGCAUUGGUACUAUCUUGCUUUAUGGGUUUAUAUCAAGAAAUGAACAGAUCAAAUGAUUGGCGCGAAGGAUUAUUUUAUACCGUAGGUGAAAUCAUUUUAUUUCAAGUUUUAUUAUUGAAUGAAUCUCCUCAUGUGUCAUUAGAGGAAAUUGUCAAUGAUUUCUCUGGUGGUAAAAUUUUUGCAUCUUCCGAUGUAAUCCAUAAUGCUUUAUCUUAUUGCGUUUUGCCAAGAACUUGGCUAUACUUGAUCAUGAACGUGCUUACACAAUAUCUUUGUAUAUCAGGAGUUCAUCGACUUCACUCUGUUUCAUCAGCAUUAACUGUAAACCUUGUGCUAAAUCUUCGUAAAUUUAUCUCCCUGGUUUUGUCAGUCUUGUUUUUUGAUAACGAUUUUCAUAUUGGUAUGGGUAUAGGAGGUGCUUGUGUGUUUAUAGGAACUAUUUUAUAUUCAAUUGGAAGUGCCGGUGGUGAUAGGUCAAGUAGUUUAAAGAAAGUUGAUGAUGAAAUCGUUGUUAAUGAAUAUUUGAAAAACAAUUCAAGGAAAUCAGAAAUUACAAAUUUAAAAAAAAGGAAAAAAGUUAAAUAG